AGAGAGAGAGUGGUGGUGGGGAGGGGAAGACACUUUGAUAAGAAGGGAGAGGGAGAGAGAUGGCAAAGCUAAUGAGCUUGAUGAGGAAAGGGUCCAAAAUUCUAUCUCCUUCCUCUAAAAUCUCACCCUUGUCAACUCAUUCUCAAAAUUAUCUUAGAGCUGCAACCAGUGUCAAGGCUGAUGCAUCGAAGCUUAUUGGUAGGACCCCAAUAGUUUAUCUCAACAAAGUGACCGAAGGGUGUGAAGCCAGGGUGGCAGCUAAGCUAGAAUUCAUGCAACCUUCCUUCAGUGUUAAGGACAGGCCUGCUUACUCUAUGCUUGAAGAUGCAGAAAAGAAUGGGUUGAUCACCCCGGGCAAGACAACAUUGAUCGAGCCGACAUCUGGAAACAUGGGGAUAGGACUGGCAUUCAUGUGCGCUCUAAAAGGAUACAAGCUUAUACUAACAAUGCCCUCUUACACAAGCCUUGAGAGAAGAGUAACCAUGAGAGCCUUUGGAGCAAACUUAGUACUCACGGAUCCUACCAAGGGGAUGGGAGGUACAGUGAAGAAAGCCUAUGAGCUCAUGGACUCUCAUAAGGAUGCUUUCAUGCUUCAACAGUUCAACAACCCUGCUAAUGUUAAGAUUCAUUACGAGACAACAGGUCCUGAGAUAUGGGAAGAUACUCUCGGUGAAGUAGACAUUUUUGUAAUGGGAAUAGGUAGUGGCGGUACUGUCACUGGAGUUGGCAAAUAUCUCAAGGCUAUGAAUCCUAAUGUCAAGAUAUACGGUGUUGAACCAACAGAAAGCAAUAUAUUGAAUGGAGGAAAACCCGGUCCACAUCAUAUUACUGGCAAUGGAGUGGGUUUUAAGCCUGAUAUUUUGGAUAUGGAUGUAAUGGAGAAAGUACUUGAGGUAUCUAGUGAUGAUGCAGUGAAGAUGGCAAGAGAAUUGGCACUGAAGGAGGGACUUCUGGUAGGAAUAUCUUCUGGAGCUAAUACUGUUGCAGCACUUAGGCUUGCAAAAAUGCCAGAGAACAAAGGAAAACUUAUUGUGACAAUUCACCCCAGCUUGGGUGAGAGGUACCUGUCUUCAGUACUAUUUGAAGAGCUAAGAAAUGAGGCCGAGCAGAUGCAACCAGUUGCUGUUGAGUGACUUUAGUUGCUCGUUCAAUCGAAGUUUUAUUGUUAAUUAAAUCGUGUAUUUUUUAAGUUGGGUGUUGUAAUUGAUUAAAUCCGAGAUUAAGUUAUUUACCUUUGAUUACUGCAAAAAUAAGUGCGGCUGAUUCAUACA
Messenger RNA from Asparagus officinalis (garden asparagus), 1271 nucleotides. Its product is annotated as bifunctional L-3-cyanoalanine synthase/cysteine synthase 2, mitochondrial. The transcript has 10 exons. The record is from RefSeq and is a predicted model, not a curated record. Gene Ontology annotation, cellular component: cytoplasm. Bases 60 to 1133 code for a protein of 357 amino acids. Lineage: Eukaryota; Viridiplantae; Streptophyta; Magnoliopsida; Asparagales; Asparagaceae. Gene Ontology annotation, molecular function: cysteine synthase activity.